This is a messenger RNA of Ruditapes philippinarum (Manila clam), 774 nucleotides long. RefSeq lists its product as uncharacterized. The coding region runs from base 1 to 774 and encodes 257 amino acids. Gene Ontology annotation, molecular function: nucleic acid binding. Gene Ontology annotation, biological process: DNA integration. Lineage: Eukaryota; Metazoa; Mollusca; Bivalvia; Venerida; Veneridae. The record is from RefSeq and is a predicted model, not a curated record. The transcript has a single exon.
AUGUCACAUUGGGGCAUAUGUGAGAAAAUAGUCACUGAUGGGGGUCCAUGUUUUUCUAGUCAAGAAUUUGAUGAGUUUUCAAAGUCAUGGGAUUUUGUACAUGUAAAAUGUAGUCCAUAUCAUAACCAAACAAAUGGCUUGGCUGAGGCGAUGGUUAAAGUUGCCAAACGUAUACUUAAAAAGGCAAAAGAUGAUAAUUCUGAACCGAGAAUAGGAUUUUUAGAAUAUCGUUCUACUCCUCUCGCUGAUAUAGGAAAUUUCAGUCCAGCGCAGUUAGUCCAAUCACGACAACUUCGUUCUAUCCUUCCCACUGUAAGGGAAAACCUUAUACCACGAGUACCGCCCCCUGAUGUAGUCAAACAAAAAAUCGCAGAAUCCAAGGUCAAAUCUAAGCAUUACUAUGAUAAAAAUGCUAAGCCUCUGUCUCCCUUAAAUGUUGGAGAUUCCGCUAGAAUUCAACGUCUAGACAAGUCCUGGAGUCCCGCUGUUGUAAUAAAAAAUCACAGCGAUAGGUCCUAUAUUGUUGAAACAGAAAACGGACAACAAUAUCGCAGAAAUCGUAAAGAUUUGUUGAAAUCUAAAGAAUCACCUUUAUUGACACAUGGUGCUUUGAAUUCUGGCCUUGAAAUGUCAGUUAAUGACAGAAUGAUUAACGUAGGGUCAGAGCGUACCGAUAGCAAUAAACAGCCUGUGGUUUUGAAUCCUCCGGAUAAUGCUAAUUAUUUCACUCGCGCAGGCAGAAAGGUGAAGCCACGUGCUGUAACAGACUUGUAA